Molecule: messenger RNA, 1642 nt
Organism: Hermetia illucens (black soldier fly)
Lineage: Eukaryota; Metazoa; Arthropoda; Insecta; Diptera; Stratiomyidae
Product: zinc finger protein 184-like
Exons: 3
Coding region: 110-1462 (450 amino acids)
Biological process (GO): regulation of transcription by RNA polymerase II
Cellular component (GO): nucleus
Molecular function (GO): zinc ion binding; DNA-binding transcription factor activity, RNA polymerase II-specific; RNA polymerase II transcription regulatory region sequence-specific DNA binding
Source: RefSeq, a predicted model, not a curated record
CAGAAGACGACUGUGUGCCGUGUUUGGAGCCAUACGGCGCCUUCAAAACAUUCCAAAUUAUCUGCGGUGGAGGAGGAGAUUUGCAAACAGUCGAUUUUAAGUUUUUCUUAUGGGUUCAAACGAGGUGCCAGCAUCGUGGCAUCAAUGGUGUCGCCUGUGCGCGGAGAAACACAGCGCGAUUGAUGUGUUCUUCAAGAACGAGGAUAACUGCGAUGUUGCGAAACUCAUCGAGAGGUUUUUCCAAUUAUCUAUAAAUCCGGAGGACAAGGCGCCGGUCACCAUUUGUGCCACAUGUUACCACUUCCUUCUUUCACUGGCCAAGUUCUCCGAGCGCGUGGUCAAAGUGCAGGCCAUGUACGCUUCCAUUGUUAAUGACGGAAUAAUCCCUCGCGAGCACUCAAGUCUAGAAGUCGAAUUCAAACUGGUUAAAGAUGAACCCUUGGAUAUCAACAUCGAAUAUCUAUACCCAGACACGUACGGAAGCGAUGAUAAUCUAGAGAGAUCUGGAACAAACCAUGGGAAUAAGGAGAACGGAAUUCACACAAAAGUUAAAGAGAAAAAUGACCCUCUAGUUCACCCCUUAAUACCUGCCGACAAUUUUCCCAAAGAGGAGAAUCCAAGCGUCUCAGAAACUUCCACAAAACAUCCCGAAUUGGAUGAGAUAGAAGAUUCCGACAGUGAAGAAGGCACAGACACAGAAGCCAAACCAAAGCUAAAAACAGAAAACCCGAAGAAAAGAGGUCGCAAACGAAAAGAGCCACCUUUUCCCUGUGAUAAAUGCGACAAAGUCUUUUUGCAGAGAAACGCAUUUCGAGCUCACAGAAGUAUCUGCCAAAAGGUGUUCACAUGCCAACACUGCGACAAGAAGUUCCGAUCGCAGAAAGGAGCUCAUGAACACCAAAUGACCCACGUCAAACCGGACCAAAGACCUACAUUCCCAUGCCCGCAUUGUGAUAAGCAUUUCACGCAAGCCAGAAAUAUUCAGACACACAUUCGGGCUGUUCAUUUUGGCGAACGACCGUUCAUCUGCGAAACGUGUGGGAAAGCGUUUGCGGCAAAAGGCGCCCUCCAGAAACACAGCACUGGCCACGUUUCCGAGACGCCUUUCCAAUGUUUACAGUGCUCCAAGAAAUUUAAGACGUUAGUGAGUUUGAAGAGGCACGAGGACAUUCACGACUCGACCAACUACCCCUGCCCAAAGUGUAAUCGAAUUUUGAAUACCAAGCACACGCUUCAAAUGCAUAUGGCCGUUCAUUCGAGCGAGAAGAAGCAUAAAUGCACCGUUUGCAAUAGCGCAUUCAAGCGUGGGUGGCACCUUAAAAAUCAUAUGACCCUGCACAGUGGCGAGCGACCGCACAAAUGUCUGUUUUGUAGUAAAACAUUUGUACACGGCUCGCAUUGCAGGAAUCAUAUGAAGCAAGCCCAUCCCCAGGAAGCCAGUGAGGAAAAGAUGAAAUCGUGAUCGUCGAAGCAGUAAUUAUCAACUCUCCAGCUUUAUUUCUGGCCUCCUCAGUCUGAUUUUUGAUUAAUAUUUGUAAAAAGUAAAGUAAUUCGAUUUGUAAUAUAAAAUGAGAAGCGAAGAUAAUGAUAACAAAGGAUAAAAUGAAAACUCCAUGUCGGAGUUUCAAAAAGUUAUUCAUUA